AUGCAAUUGAAGUCAAGAAUUGCGAAUGAGGUCACCGGAGAGCGAGUCGACGUCCUCACAAGGCAAACGAGCCAACAUAAAGGCGCGCCUUGCCCGAGAAGCGAUCACAUUCUGAGUUGGAGAAUCCAUGGCGAAUUCGUUAUUAGACCAGGCAGCUUGGACUAUUUUGGUGUAUCUGGCAAGGUGCUUUUUUUGGACAGUCGUGGAAAAGCUUCAGUCGAAGCUCAUGUCAAUGCGAGGCUCCCAUGAAUCAUGGAACUGCCGGUGUUGGUCCAGGUCAGCAGAGGCCGGUAAACGGGAUCGUGGGUACUCCAUGGUGGCAUUGAGUUCGUGCACCGGGGUUCUGAAUGAGCCUAUCUCACUAAGUCUCACUUCUGAAUAACAAGGCCAGGAUUGCAAGAGCCGCUCAAUGCCGGUGGUGCUCGAAUCAGAGCAGUACAAAGUGCGAUGGCCUUCUGCCUGUUGCGAAGUGAGAUGAUAAGCCAGUAGAGCAGGACG
Molecule: messenger RNA, 498 nt
Organism: Pseudocercospora fijiensis CIRAD86
Lineage: Eukaryota; Fungi; Ascomycota; Dothideomycetes; Mycosphaerellales; Mycosphaerellaceae
Exons: 3
Coding region: 128-382 (84 amino acids)
Source: RefSeq, a predicted model, not a curated record